Thyridium curvatum is the source of this 4773-nucleotide messenger RNA. RefSeq lists its product as uncharacterized. The transcript is spliced from 2 exons. Gene Ontology annotation, cellular component: cytoplasm. The record is from RefSeq and is a predicted model, not a curated record. The coding region runs from base 1 to 4773 and encodes 1590 amino acids. Gene Ontology annotation, biological process: signal transduction; regulation of GTPase activity. NCBI's taxonomy places the organism in Eukaryota, Fungi, Ascomycota, Sordariomycetes, Thyridiales, Thyridiaceae.
AUGUCGCAGACCGCCGCCCCGAGUAAUGAUGGCCUAUCCGAGUUCCAUUUCAACCCCUCAUCUUCGUCGAAUUCCUUUACACAAGACAGCCCUACCAUCGGCCGGACACAGGCACAGCAUCCGCCUGCAUACUCGACGCCUUCGGCCACACGAAAGAGCAGUGGCCAUCACACCCCGUUGACCGGGUCCAGCCAGCGAUCGCAGCGUAGGCCGACACCAAGCCCUCUCCAUACUACCACUGCUGUGUCUCCCUCCUCGAGCAACGGGAGUCCUUCCUCGGCGUCCAACUCUUCGCCGGCGCAGAACUCCCCAGCCAGCAUCCCCCAGAUCGUGACUACGAGCCACGAGGAGCGCAAGCUCGCUGCCACACAGUCAUCUCAGCUCGAGACCACAUACUACGAUAGCGACUCUUCGGCGCCGUCUACGCCGGUCGAGAAGAACACAAGGUUGGUUCUCUCCCCCUCUCACCGUGAUUACUGUCAGUGGAGCAUCCUGCCUAACCUCUCCUGCUGCAGUGCGGCCUACCCUUCUCGACUCCCGAAUGACAGCUCCAGGAGCGUCUCCGAUCCCGUGGUGACCUCCAGGCCUCUAGGGGCAUCGACCCUCGCCUCGUCCCAAAAGAAUAUGCCGGGACCUGCGGCCUCGCGGGUCGAGGGCUCUGGCCCGAUGCGCAACUCAUCGAUCGAUUCUGCCAUCUCGGCACUGUCAUCCAGUUCACAUUCGCACAAGAACUCACAGGAUGGCCAGUCCCAGAAGCCCGUGGAUGUGGCAAGCCUGAUCAAGGCAGCUGGCAGUGCCGAGGCCGUCAUCCAGUACCUCCUGAAGGAGAAGCAAUCACAAUCCCAACAGAAUGCCCAACUAUGGCGGCUAGUUGACAAGCAACGAGCUAUGAUUCUGGGGCUCAACAAAGAUCUGGAGAGGGCCUUGAAAGACAAGGAAAAAUAUCGCAAGAAGCUCAAGGAAUUCGUUGCUGCGCAGGAUGUACCGCCCCUGCCCGCGCCUGUAGUGGCACCCGCUGCCGCGGCAGCUCGCCCGGCAGGUGAGCCAGCCGCGCCGCGAGAGCAGGUCCUGGAAGUGCCAAUCUCCCCCAUUAUCGGGUCCGAUGGGCAGAAGCAUUCGCCCAUCGACAUGGCCCUGGCGCCCUAUCCCAUCACUCCGCCCGCCGACCAGAUGGCCGGCCCGGCAUCGGCCGUCGGUCAGAUGCUUGACCCCUCCCACGCCAUGCCUAAGCCUCAGGAACAUGCUCUCGACCAGUACGAUCAUGAGGCGCAGGAUCGCGAGGCCGAGGCAGCCCGCAAGGCUGCAGACGCGUCCAAGGAUCUGCCCCUGAGCAUCACGCUCCCCUCAUCGCGAAGCCUGCCAGGAAAUCCGCCCCAGAUGCCCCCGCCGAGCCUACCUCCGGCGCCUUCUCACCAAGCCGCCGCCCCAAGUCCUACAACCAGCAUCAACGAAGGGCUGGCGCAAUUUCCACCACCACCUGCUCCCCCACCGCGGAAACCGCCACCUGCACCCUUGCAGCUCAGGACCGAGGCCCGCAGCCCGACUAUUCCGCCGGAUGAGGGCGUCGAGAGCGAGAGCGACUAUGAUGACCUCUUGGAGGUCGAGGAGAUUACCAUGACAGAAAAGCGCGGCCGGCGACGCACCCGCGAGGAGGACGAUCGCAUGCGCGAGGUCUUGGCUAUGGAAGAGGCCGAGGCCCGCAGCCUCUCCAAGAAGAGUAAGAAGAGCGCCAGCGCCAAGGGGACGCCCAAAUCGGCCGUUCCUGCGCCGGAGCCAGCAGAAACAGACCCAAGCGUCCGGCUCGCACCCCCGCCAGUGCUGCAGCGCAGCAAUAUACCCGCCUCGCUGGCGUCGGUACUUAGCGGCGGCGACCUCGGCUACGGGGGCCUGUCGUUGCUGAGCCCCGGUCUUCCCGCCAGCCCUCGGCCGCCGGGCCUGCCCUCUUCGCCCAUGCAGUCGCCGCCGCUCUCUCCGAGAGGUGUCGGGGGCAUCCCGCCCGCGCCGCUGUCCCCUCGACCCCCGCGUCAGCCGAUCCCCCUUCCACCCAACACGCCUCUGCAAACUCCUUCCCCGGCCAACGCCGCUGAGCCUCCUAUACUCACGUCCCCGAAACCGCUCAACAUUGUCAAAAAGGUCAUCGAGGUCGGUGAUGCGCCAAGUCUGUCCGAUGGCGGUAGCAGCCGCGAUAGUCCAAUCGGGCGAACCAAGGUGUACAAGGGCCUCGUCACGGAGGAGUACCCAGAUCUGCUCCUGCCACCCAAUGCCCUCCCGUCCAUCGACAUCAAGGUGGCUUCCUCGCGCAUGAAGCCUUCGCGCGCGAGUCUCCUCUCCUUCACACAGCUAGAGGAGGACCCGGUGUUUACGCUGGCCAUCUUUUCACGUGCUGACGGUGGCGAGCUCUGGCGCGUUGAGAAAGACUCGGCGUCGCUGGCUAAGCUCGAUCAGAGGCUGAAGCAGUGCCCUGCCUUCACGGCCAAGACCCCUGACCGGUCCCUCUUCAGCGGUCACGCGCCCGCCAAGCUCGACGCCCGCAGGCUGGCUCUCGACUAUUACCUCGACGAGCUGCUCAACACGCCACUCGACCAGGCCACCGCGCUCGAGCUGUGCCGCUACCUGUCCCACAACACCCUGCCGCCCUACGCGGAUGAGACCGGUGGUUCUGCGGAACAGGCAUCUAGCUCUAGCGAGCCGAGCACGACCAGUGUCGGUCCCGGCGGUCGGCCUUUCAAGAACGGCUACCUAACCAAGCGCGGCAAGAAUUUUGGAGGCUGGAAAGCCCGCUUCUUUGUUCUCGAUGGGCCCCAGCUCAAAUACUACGAGACGCCUGGUGGUGCACACCUUGGCACCAUCAAAUUGCAGAAUGCCCAGAUUGGCAAGCAGGCACAGGCACAGCAGAACGACAACUCGUCACCAGCGCGAGGCGCCGGCACUGACGACUCGGACAACCAAUACAGGCACGCCUUUUUGAUCUUGGAGCCCAAGAAGAAGGACCCGUCGGCAAUGACGAAGCACGUCCUGUGCGCCGAGAGCGAUCGUGAGCGGGAUCAAUGGGUUGACACGCUGCUUCGGUGGAUCGACUACCGCGACCCUGACGAUGAGGACGCUGCACGCAAGGACCACGACCGUCAGGGCUCCGCUGCUUCUGAGCGUGCCCCUGCAAGCAGCAAAAAGAAGCAUUCUUCAAGCAAAAAGCCACAGCAGCAACAACAACAGCAGCAGCAGCAGGCUACCUCCUCUGACACGCUCAUCAGCGUCAGCUACGACGCCGCACAACAGGGCGACGCGCCUCAGGGCGUCCCGACGCGCCAGCAGCGGGGUGGACAGGCGCCUCACGAUGACGAUCAGGGCCGCAACAUGGCGCCACAACCAUCGUACGCCAUCUCGGCGCCCCGCGACCCACAGGUCAUCCCGGACUCGGCCUCGUGGGGCUCCAGGGUGGGCGGCCUGGCGGCUCCCAGCACCGAUGAGAAGAAGGUCAGGAAGCGCAGUUUCUUUGGCUUCGGUCCCAAGGCCCGCUCCUCCAGCGAUGGGCAGGAUUCGCUUUUUGGUGACUCGAAUGGCGGACUCUCCAGCACGCCGCCUCAGGGCGGUGUCGUCGUCGGCGGCCCCGUGCGCCAGGUGUUUGGCGCACCGCUGGCCGAGGCAGUGCGCUACAACUCACCCGUCGACGUCAGCGUGCCGCUACCGGCUGUCGUGUACCGCUGCAUUCAAUACCUCGACGCUAAGAACGCCAUCUCGGAGGAGGGCAUCUUCCGUCUGAGCGGCUCCAACGUGGUCAUCAAGCAGCUGCGCGAGCGCUUUAACAAUAACAGUGACAUCGACCUCUUGGCCGACGAGACGUAUUACGACAUUCACGCUGUUGCGUCACUGCUGAAGCUGUACCUGCGUGAGCUGCCGACCACAAUCUUGACGAGGGACCUGCACAUGGAGUUCCUUUCGGUCACCGAGAUGACGGGCCAACGGGAGAAGCUCGCGGCACUCAACGAGCUCGCCCAGCGGCUGCCGCUUCCCAACGCGACGCUCCUCAAGUACCUCAUCUCCUUCUUGAUCAAGAUCAUCAACAACUCGGACAAGAACAAGAUGACGGUCCGCAACGUGGGCAUUGUCUUCUCGCCCACGCUGAACAUCCCGGCCCCGGUCUUUGCGAUGUUCCUGCAGAACUACGAAGCUAUCUUCGGCAUCGAGCCCGAGCAGUACGAGCUACCGUCGCCGACCUCGGACAAGGACUCGUACGGCCGCCCGUCAGUUGACCCGCUGCCCCGGCCCCCGACGUCACAGGCGAGCGAGUCUCCGCACCGGCAACGCCUGAUGGACGCGGUCAAGAGCGGCCAGCGCAGCAGCCCGACGCCCCCGCCAGCGCUCGUCGCCGGUGUAUCGCACUACAACCAGCCGCGCCCGGCACAACAGACGCCGCCGCCGCAGCGGCAGCUCAGCUACGAGCCGCAGUAUCUCGCGCAGCAGAACGCGGCCGGGUCGCACAUCUCGCUGCGGCCGGCCUAUGAGAGCGGCUUUGUUGUACCGCCGGGCUACGACCCCACGCAGGCGCCGCCCCAACACGUGCAGCAGCCGCUGGUGGGGAUGGUGGCCCCGCGGGCGAACCCGGGGUACGACAGGCCCAUCUACGAGGGCGGCGGCGGCGGGGGUUACGACAACGCGUACGCUCCCUCCGCCAAGGCGAGCCGCCGCGAGAGCGGCCUGUUUAUGGGCAAUGGCGUCGGCGGGCUGAGUCAGCAGGGGUCGAGGAGCCGGCUGCGAGAGGAGAGUCACUAUUAG